CGAGGAAAGCCAUGUCUACUAGUUGGUCCAGAAUUGUGUUUUUAGCAAGAGAUUCUCCACCCUUGUUGCCAGGACCAGAAAAAGUAAAAAAAUUGUCUUGUUUUUGUUUCAACAACGCUAACUUUUGCUGUUCUUGGUAUAUUUCCACGUGUUAAAAGCCGAGACUGAUGAUUUAGCGUUUUCAAUCCUGAUUUAUUUAAAAAGUUUAAGGUAGUGGUUGACAGUGUAUUCUCAGUUGUAGACGGCAUUUUCACUUCGCCAUUGGUCGCAAAGAUACUAGGGCAAACAUUAAAAAAGAAGUUAAAAAAAACGCUUGUCUGAUGCUUGCAUGAAAAUACCUAACAAGCUCUUGGGACGAGGUUGCUAUAAACUACUUUCUUAUAAGAUGAACGCGUACAAGCAAUCUAAAAAAACUGAAAGAAAAUGUUAAAAGACGUUACUGCCGUAACUCAUCCUCGUCCCCAGGACCUUUUGCCAUCUUCUCAAAACAAAAAUGCAAAAACCAUGGGGAUAAAGGUGUGUCGUAACUGUAAAGCUAAUAUGUCAUUCUCGAUUCAAGUCAUGUUUAGUUUCCGUUUGUAGCCUCAUAAAUUAAUAAAACAAACCAACCUCGUAACCAGUGGUUUUCUCUCUUUUUAUUUGGGAAAUAAAAUACUAAAAAUGAUAAGAGAGCCCUGGAAACAAAGUUGACGAAAAACCAGGAAACAAAUAAAUUCACACACACUAUAAAUUUUACAGAAGGAGUUUUAAAAUCAAAGCUAACAAAAAAGGUCUGGGUCCGAAAUAAAAAAAAUCAAUAGUAUAUCGUUGCAGCAUUUUAUAUAUCAGAGCUUUCAUAACAGCGUUUGAGGGUUAGCACGCUAGCUUGAUUGCACAUAUAUCAGUAGAAUUGAACUCGGCAUUUUUCAUGCCGAAAGUGAGCGGAAUAUGUUUAUAUCGGUACAAACUAACCAAGCGUUGCCGUUUUUCUUUCUCAUUGCAUAGCUGCAUGCAUAAUGGCGAACUGGAUGUGCAGCCAUAGCAAGAUUAGAAAAUAAAAUUUUAGAUUUAUCGCAAACAAAUAAAUAUUUUGGAAAGAAGGAUAACUUUUUGUAAACAUUAUUAAACAAAGGACUUUACAUACGCAUCCUUCGUCUCCAUGUCCGCACAAAUAUAUGACAGGCGAAGGUAACGCAACAGAUAAAGAUGAGAAAAAGAAGAAAACUGUUUUUUCAUGUCGAUCUGCAAAUUUUACACGUUACUUGAUCUUACUUCUUUCAACUGUAGGGAUAUUCAUUCUUGGUCAAUACAAAUUCGCCGGUAGUGUGAUAUUUUCACCGUCAUUGCAUACAUUUGAAAGAACAUUCACGAAACAACGCCGAAAUCUUCACGAUGAUCUGGUGAAACAACGGAACGUGCCCACUCUUAAAUUUUCAACAGAAUAUCACGUGACCGGGACAUUGAAGUUACCUUACGGGGGCAUCAUUGAACCGUUUGAAGCAUGGUAUUCAGCAAAAGAGAAAAUGAGUAGGAUCGAUUAUUAUGGAGGAAUGGAUAGAACAUAUCAACGAGAAGACAUAGGCGAUUAUGGAUUCGCUGCUAAAGUGAUUCCAGAAUACUCAGAAGAAAAGAACAAAACAUUUCGUGGUUGCUUACAUCACGUUGGUACGAAGAGAUUUCCGAUACAUGCGCAAAGCAUAGUUCCGUCCCCGAAGCUCUUUAAGUUCAAAGGCAAUUGUGAGCUGAACGACAGUAUACCAUGCUGGAAAUGGAUGCACAAGUUCACCAUCUUGACAAAAGUAAACACGUACACGUUAUACACUACACGUAGUGACCCAGCAUCUCCACUGCGGUAUGAAAUGAUGGGUUAUGAUACUCUUCUGACGUCAUAUUAUGAUAAAUAUAUUCUACAGUACAGAGCUUUUGAGCCUUGGAAUUAUGAUUUCAGCACCAUGGAAAUUCCAACAGAAUUACACUGUUUUGAUUUGAGUAACAACGAAGCAAGUGAGGCAACGGUUUCAUCGUUCAAUCCCAUGCUUGAAUUUAUUUCGCACCAAAAUGGUCACGUUAUGACAGCUCUAAACAAUGAUACCAAUAAAGCAACAAUGACGUCAUCAGAUGACGAAAUCCCAGAAAAUUUUGCUUAUGACACAGAAGAAGGGAAACCGUUAGGUUCGCAUCAUUUUGAACUGGUGAUAGAGACAGUAUUUCGAGAUUUUAAAAACUUAUUUAAUAAGAAUUAUAAAGAUGAUGUGGAACAUGUGAAGAGGAAAGAUAUUUUUCGACAUAAUUUGAGAUUUAUUCAUAAUUUUAAUCGACAACAUCGUCCUUAUAAACUGAAGAUGAAUCAUUUCGCUGAUGUUACUGAUAAAGAAAUGCAAAAAUAUAAAGGCUUACUGAAUGAAAGCUAUUAUGAUAAUUCUGCUAAGAAGUUCGUUCCACCGAAAAUCGAUGUUGAAGUAACUCCGAUUCCUAAAACUCUGGAUUGGAGAGAGUAUGGAGCGGUUGCUAAAGUGAGGAGCCAAGGUAUUUGUGGUUCGUGUUAUGCAUACGCUGUCACUGGUGCUAUUGAAGGGGCGCAUUACUUGAAGACUGGGGACAUGGUUGACUUAUCAGUCCAACAAAUCGUCGAUUGUUCAUGGGGUUUUGCUAAUAAAGGCUGCAAAGGUGGAUACCCAUAUCGGGCUAUGCAAUGGAUAGUUAAACAUGGCGGCAUAGCUACGAGAAAAAGUUACGGAAAUUAUCUGGCACAGGAGGGAUACUGUCACUUUAGCAACAUCACAAAUGGUGCAAGUUUGGAAGGAUACUUCAAUGUUUCGGCGGGAAAUUCCACUGAAUUAAAAAUGGCACUUGCUCUUUACGGUCCAGUCACUGUUCUUAUCAAUACUCGUCCCAGAUCUUUUAAAUUUUACGAUAGCGGUGUGUAUUACGAUAAGAAAUGUGAUCAAAGACUAGACCAUGCAGCACUGGCUGUAGGUUACGGAGAAGAAAAUGGACAAGAGUAUUGGCUGAUUAAAAAUUCUUGGUCUUUAUCUUGGGGUUCUGAAGGUUUUAUCAAGAUAUCAGCAAAGAAUGAUAAUUGUGGUGUUACUCAAAAAGCUGUCGUUGUUGAAGUGAAAAAGAAAAGUUGAUGCUAGAUUUUUUAAAAUCUAUAUCCCUUGAAGACUUUAUGUAAUUUUGACAACCCGUGUUUUUAUAAGAAACUUUUUAGCUUCAGCGCCUAAACUAUGACAAAGUUUUUCCAAAUAUUUAUAGCGCCUGACAACUUUUUCUACCUUGUUAAUGCUUUUCACCAAGAGCCCUGUUAAUACAUAAAUUUAGUUUUUCACUUUUGUCAAUAUCAUGCAAUUUAGCACCCUUAUCCCA
Hydractinia symbiolongicarpus is the source of this 3345-nucleotide messenger RNA. Its product is annotated as counting factor associated protein D-like. Gene Ontology annotation, molecular function: cysteine-type endopeptidase activity. The transcript has 10 exons. The record is from RefSeq and is a predicted model, not a curated record. NCBI's taxonomy places the organism in Eukaryota, Metazoa, Cnidaria, Hydrozoa, Anthoathecata, Hydractiniidae. Gene Ontology annotation, cellular component: lysosome. Gene Ontology annotation, biological process: immune response. The coding region runs from base 1155 to 3110 and encodes 651 amino acids.